AUGUUAAUGAAGUCCAUAGACCUGCAUCAGCCAGAGUGGAGUAAAUCUAAGCGUUGCAAGAGUGCACAUUGUAAGGCAGACGAAAUAUGCCAAGAAGUUUCUGGAAAACCCAAAUGUGUACCAAAUAAGGAUGAGCCUUUGUGUUGGGCAGUUGGUGACCCUCACUAUCGCACCUUCGAUGGCCACCAUUAUGACUUCCAGGGCACCUGCACUUACACUCUCUCUAAAACAUGUGGGAAUGUCAAGGGACUCCCAGCUUUCAAUAUCGAGGCUAAAAACGAGAAUCGAGGGAAUUCUAAAGUCUCGUUUGUCAGCUAUGUGACCAUACAAGUGUAUAGUUUCACUAUUUCUAUUAUGAGACAAGAGCAUGGAUUUGUCAGAGUGGAUUACCAGCGCCGCCGCCUUCCUAUUCAUCUGAAAAGUGGCCAGGUUCAAAUAUAUCAGUCUGGCCGAUUUGUUGUCAUUGACACUGAUUUCAGUCUUAAGGUGCUUUACGAUUGGUUCUCCAUCCUAAAAAUAUACCUCGCCAGCAGCUACUCUGGAAGCGUUUGCGGAUUGUGCGGCAACUAUAACGGAAACUCUGCCGAUGACCAAGCCACACCAACGGGGGCAAAAGUGAGUAGCGUGGUUGACUUCGGAAAAAGCUGGAGCGUGGACAAGGGUGAAAAAUUCUGCUGGCACGACUGCAACGGGCACUGUAAGCCCUGUCACUCCAAACAUAUAAAAAAAUACUCAGAAGAUGAUCACUGCGGACUGAUGUCUAAAGAAAACGGCCCUUUUUAUGAGUGUCAUCAAGCGGUCGACCCAAUAAUCUACGUCAAAAACUGUGAGCACGACCUGUGCAUGAAUGAAAAGAGCAAAAUUAUCUUGUGCCAAAACCUUAAGAAUUAUGCCGAUGCUUGUCAAAGAAAGGCGAUUUCAAUAGCAGAAUGGCGAAAAUUGGCUAAGUGUCCCCUACAGUGCCCAGAGAACAGUAAAUACACUCUUUGCGGAAACCCAUGCCCCAAAACCUGCAACGACGCUGCACUACCCAACAAUUGCACUCAAUAUUGCGUUGAAUCAUGUGAGUGUAAAGAUGGCUAUGUGUUGGAUGGAGGUAAAUGUAUUCCCAAGUCCAGCUGUGGCUGCGUUUACGAGGGCAGAGCGUACGCCCAAAAUGAAACAUUUUGGGGUGACGACAACUGCUCAAAGAAAUGCGUUUGUAAUGCAACCACCAAGAAGGUGGAAUGCAAGCCAGCGGGUUGUAAGGGAAAUGAGAAGUGCACGGUGGUCAACCAGAUCCAAGACUGUUACUCUCUAUCCUCUGGUACCUGCGCAACUUUUGGAAACCACCACUAUAAAACCUUUGACGGGGCAAGAUACAAUUUCCAAGGCACGUGUCUGUAUCAGUUUGCGUCUCUCUGCACAAAGAAACAUGACUUAGAGGACUUCCAAAUUAAUAUUCAAAAUCGGAAUAGCGGCCACAAAGCCAUUUUAAUGCAGAUUAAAGUUUUUAAUUUCACUAUUGAGAUCAACAGUCAGAACAAAGACCACAUAAAGGUGAAUGGAGAAUUGACCAACCUACCCUUUGUCGUCGGCUUAGGCAUGUUGUCUAUCUACCAGCAUGGCUUUUAUGUUGUCCUCCAGACGAGCUUCAAUUUACGAGUUACUUUUAAUUGGGAAAAUCAUGUCAUUGUGACUGUUCCCAGCUCAUAUUCAGGAUCCGUCUGUGGUCUAUGUGGGAACUUUGAUGGAGACAAGUCCAAUGAUUUUACGACGAAGGGCGAUGAUGUUGCUGCCAGCCCCAUCAGCUUUGGAAAAAGUUGGGUUGUGGAACGGUACCCUGAAUGCUCUGAUGAGGCUAAGGGAAACUGUUCUGAGUCAAAGCUAUUUGAACUAAAAAAACAUCACCAUUCCGGCAAUAAGGAAUGUAGUGUCAUCUUGGACAAGAAAGGUCCAUUCCGUGAUUGUCACAAAUGCGUAGACCCGGAGGAUUAUUUCUCUGACUGCGUAUUUGAUGCCUGUUCCGGUCACAAAGAGAAAACCGUAUGCAGUGUUGUCACCGCAUAUGCUAUUGCUUGUCAAGAUGCGGCAUGCAAUAUAUACCCAUGGAGAUCUGAGAAAUUCUGCAAUCCAGGCUGUGAGAAACAUAGUCACUUCAAAGCAUGUGGACAUGAAUGUCCUCCAACUUGCCCCGUGUCUUCUCCUCCAUUGGGAUGCAUCCCAGGAUGUUUAAGAGGUUGUGUGUGUGAUGACGGUUAUCUCCUUAGCGGUAGAAAAUGUGUCCCUCUUGAGGAAUGCGGAUGUAACCGCAAUGGCCGAUACUACAAGCUCGGAGAAAUAUUUUUCUUGGGUGGAAAAUGUGGUCAAGAGUGCAAGUGUAUGGAAAACGGGGUCAUAGAGUGCACUGAUGCGCUUUGUGUGUCAAGCGCUAGUUGCUCCGCAGCUGGGGAUCCCCAUUACAAAACUUUUGAUGGUCUCACCUAUGAUUUCCAAGGAUUCUGUAGAUACACACUUGCCAAGACCGUCACCGAAAAUUCCAAAUUAACACCCUUUGCUGUCAGUGUGAGAAAUGAAAAAUGGGGUAACGGCUGUGUAUCUGUAACAAAAUCUGUAUCCUUGGAGGUUUAUGGCUACACCUUAAGUCUUCAGUACAAACGUGAAGGUGUCAUCACGAUCAAUGGAAUAUUUAGUAACCUUCCAUUAGACUUGGAUAAUGGAAAAAUCCAAGCCUACCAACACGGGUUAAGCUCCUUUAUCCAAACCGACUUUGGCUUGAAAGUCAGCUAUGAUCUGGUUUAUCAUGUGGUUGUCACUGUCCCGGGAACCUACAGUGGCCACCUGGGAGGACUGUGCGGUAACUUCAACCAAAAUAAAAAUGACGAAUUCCAACGUCCAGACAAAUCGUUGGUUCCAGACGCCUCCGUGUUUGGAGAGUCAUGGAAGGUGUCGACUCCUGGCUUCCUCGCCAUUCAUCCCGACUGUGGAAGUCCCAAACAGACAUGUAAAUGUGACGAAAGCAAAAGUAGACUCUUUAAGACCGAACAGUACUGUGGCUUCCUGAAGAAGAAGGGGGGUCCUUUAAGUGCUUGUUACGACAUAGUAAAUCCCGAGAGCUAUUUCAAUAACUGUGUCUAUGACCUGUGUGCAGACUCUUCUAUUAAGGCAAACACUCUUUGCUAUAAUAUCCGUACUUACGUCAAAGACUGCCAAGAAGCUGGGAUCCAAAUCCAAGACUGGAGGUCUUCCAAAUUCUGCCUUCUAAGUUGCCCGGCCAACAGCCAUUACGAGCUAUGUGCCAAAGUCUGCACAGCCACUUGCCCUGGAAUUGCAAUGUCUAUAAAAUGCCCCAGUUACUGUUCCGAGGGCUGCGAGUGUGAGUCGGGAUACUACAACGAUGGAAACCGGUGCGUGUCGAAGACAAAAUGUGGCUGUUUCAUCAAUGGAAAAUACUACCAGCAUUCACAGAAGGUCAUCUCCAAUGACUGCAAAAGCAUCUGCACCUGUGACGAAGUUCAUGGAUACCGUUGUGAUCCGUUUACAUGCGGCCGUAAUAAACAAUGUCACAUAGAAAACGGUACUGUCUCGUGUUCUCCAAUAGAUCAGCCUUGCCCCAUGAAUAGUCGUUUCAUUGCCUGUGCAUCUGCUUGUCCCGCUACGUGCGAGAAUCCCGCGGCUCCAAAACAUUGCAAUAAACAAUGUGCAGAGGGUUGCCAAUGCAACGUUGGGUUUGUCCUCCAUGAAAAAGAAUGCAUUCGUGCUUCAGACUGCGGUUGCAAAUACAACGGCGUCUUCCACAAAAACGACCAGGAGUUUUGGGGCGAUGAUCAGUGCCGCAUGCAUUGCAAAUGUGAUCCAAAUUCAAAGAUGGUGGUGUGCAAGGAGACACACUGCAAGUUGGAUGAAAAAUGUAUGGUAAUCAACAACAUCCGUGGCUGUUACCUAGCUGGCUACUCAACGUGCACGGCCUUUGGAGACCCUCACUACACAACAUUUGAUGGCAGGAGAUUUGAUUUCAUGGGCACCUGUAUUUACCAGUUAGUUGGCGUGAAUUCCAGCCACUCGUCCCUAAAGCCGUUCACCGUCAAUGUUCAGAAUAACAAUCGUGGAAACAAAGCCGUGUCUUACACCAAAACUGUCACUUUAAAUGUCUACGACCAAGUUCUAGAGCUCAACAUGGAUUAUCCACAACGUCUUUUGAUCAAUGGGGUUGUUAGCUCGCUGCCUUUCAAGGACCAAACUAACAAAGUUGUGGCGUUCAUCAGCGGCGGUCGCGGCGUCAUAAAAACAGACUUUAAUGUGACUGUGACCUAUGAUUGGAACAGCCAUGCUACAGUAACCGUACCGGGCACUUAUGCUAACGCUGUUGCUGGCUUGUGCGGUAAUAACAACAAGAAUCCCAAGGAUGACCUAAUAAUGAAUAACGGAAAAGUAGCUACACAUGCUAUAGGUUUUGCAGACAGCUGGAAAGUUGGCAGUGUCCCAGGAUGCACUCGAGAAUGCACGGGACAAUGUCCUAAGUGCUCAGAUGCUCAAAAAAAACAAUAUCACAGUGAGAAGUUCUGUGGCAUCAUCACAAAGUUCCGAGGGCCAUUUAGCCAAUGUUUCUCCAUCAUAGACCCAAAACCUUACUUCGACGAUUGUGUUUUUGACACAUGUCAAUACAAGGGUCAUCCAUCGGCUUUCUGUACGGCGAUCCAACUUUAUGUCCUCGCCUGCCAGUUGGCUGGAGUCCAAGUCCAAAAGUGGAGGUCGUCAAGUUUUUGCCCUUCUCAGUGCCCGAUAAAUACUCAUUAUGAGUUGUGUGGAAAUAGCUGUCCUUCAACUUGCAGGGGUACUCUACCAAUCGAUAAGUGUGACUUCCGCUGCAGGGAAAUGUGCGCCUGUGACGAUGGCUUCAUUCAAAGUGGCCAUAAAUGUGUCCCUGAUGAUCAGUGCGGCUGUGUCUACAAGGAAAAGUAUUACCAAAAGAAAGAAGUUUUCUUCCCUGAAGAACGUUGCAACAAAAAAUGUCAGUGCCUGGAGAAUGGAAAUGUCAAAUGCCACGAUGCACAGUGUGGCCCUGUUGAAGAAUGCAAAGUGGUCAAUGGAAUCCGCGGCUGUCAUCCAAAGACAUACGGGACAUCACUGGCAAUAGGAGGCCGACACUAUACUUCCUUUGAUGGCCUUCGCUUUGACUUCCAAGGCACAUCAAACUACACUUUAGCAAAAGUGGUGAAAGAUGACCCCUCGGUGGCGAACUUUUCUGUGGUGCUGGAGAACGAGAGCUAUGACAAUGGAAAAAUGGCAGUAACGAAGACGGUGGUCGUUUAUGUUUAUGGGUACACCAUAGCCUUUGAAAAAGGGAGAAAGUGGAAAGUAAAGGUUAAUGGAGAGUAUCUCUACAUGCCCUUGACUCUUCUGGAUGGAGGCAUCUCAAUAAGUCAACAAGGGAAUAACAUUAUUUUACAGGUCGACUUUGGCCUAAAGGUCCUUUAUGACACGGCCUUCUAUCUGAGCCUCAAAGUUCCAAGUACCUACCAGGGUAAAAUCGGAGGUCUAGGUGGCGAUUUCGAUGGCGUUGUUGCAAAUGAGUUCCAGCUUCCCAACAAGAAUGCCGUGGAAGAUGUAAUUGAUUUUGCUGCUGGCUGGAGAGCUAACCCAGUUGGUUCAGAAUGCAUUGAAGGCUGUGAAGACCAGUUUCCUACAUGCAGUGAAACAGCAAAUAAUCUUUACAAUGCCCCAACAUCUUGUGGCAUGAUCACUGAUCCACAAGGACCCUUUAAAGCAUGUCACGCCACCAUCAACCCAGAGCAAUACUUUAAAUACUGUGUUUUCGACGCCUGCAUUGCCGAAGGGAGGACUGAUGUUCUGUGUAGGAGUCUUCAGACCUACGUAGCGGCCUGCCAAACAGCUGGCGUGGUGAUUUCCAAGUGGAGAACACAAUUAUUUUGCCCUUAUAUCUGUCCGGUAGGAAGCCGUUAUAAACUUUGCACGAGUUCAUGUGAUAGAACCUGCUCCGUGAUGACGGCACCAGUUCGAUGCCAGGAACAAUGCUUCGAGGGGUGCGAGUGCAACUCCGGAUAUCUCUUUGACGGCGAUAGAUGCGUCCCUGUAAAUAAAUGCGGUUGUGUUUUUAGAGGAAGAUAUCUAAGAGUUGGGCAGACUUUUGUUAAUUCCGAUUGCAGUAGGCGAUGCACGUGCCAAGCUGGAGGCAUGGUCUGCGGAACAGCGUCUUGCCAUAGGGUUGAACGAUGUGAGAUAAAAAAUGGACUGCAAGAAUGUUACAAAAACCCAGGAGACUGCCUGGUUAUGCCAAAUAAGUUCGCCUCUUUCGAUGGCCUAUUACUGCGGCCUUUCCAAUCUGGUCUUUACGAGGUGAUCUCUCUGUGCGAUAGUACAUCGGAUUCAUGGUUCCGAGCCCUGGCAGAUAUUAAGAAAUGCCAAAAAGGAGGGUCUUUGGUUGCCAGGGUCCAUAUUUUUAGUCGCGUUUCCCUUGUAACCAUCUCAAGAUUCAAGAAAGCCUGGGUGAAUGGACGGUUAACGUCUCUUCCGGUAGAGGUGCCUGGCCUGUUAUCUGCAAGCGGUAAUGAAACCUGGGUUGAGGCUCGGAUAGGCCAAGAUUUGAAAAUAGAAUUAGGUGUGAAUGGCGAUCUGAUACUAAGUGCAAAAGAAGGGAUGUCCGGUGCUUUGUGUGGAGCGUGCGGGAACUUUGACGGAAAUCCCACAAACGAUCUCCAGACUCCUAAUCGGCAGCCAGCUUCUAGUAUUGCACAGUUCAAGACAUCUUGGAGAGCACCAGACUUCUCUAACUGUGAAACCUGAACAGCGAUGAAGCAAAUGAACAAGAUGUGUCUUCCCCUAUAAAGUCCGACACCCAGACCGAC
Molecule: messenger RNA, 6845 nt
Organism: Spea bombifrons (plains spadefoot toad)
Lineage: Eukaryota; Metazoa; Chordata; Amphibia; Anura; Pelobatidae
Product: IgGFc-binding protein-like
Exons: 17
Coding region: 1-6783 (2260 amino acids)
Molecular function (GO): protein binding
Source: RefSeq, a predicted model, not a curated record